Molecule: messenger RNA, 3292 nt
Organism: Propithecus coquereli (Coquerel's sifaka)
Lineage: Eukaryota; Metazoa; Chordata; Mammalia; Primates; Indriidae
Gene: EDEM3
Product: ER degradation enhancer, mannosidase alpha-like 3
Exons: 12
Coding region: 249-2093 (614 amino acids)
Biological process (GO): mannose trimming involved in glycoprotein ERAD pathway; carbohydrate metabolic process; endoplasmic reticulum mannose trimming
Cellular component (GO): endoplasmic reticulum; membrane
Molecular function (GO): calcium ion binding; mannosyl-oligosaccharide 1,2-alpha-mannosidase activity
Source: RefSeq, a predicted model, not a curated record
GCGGUUUCCUAGACUACGACACCGGAAAGCUGGGGGAGGUGCUCCCAACCUUUGAGGGCGGAGGGCGGUGGCGGCGCUGUCGCUGGGGACCGGCUCUGUGGCUUCGGGAAAUAGUUUGGCGCCGGCGGCUGCCCGCGUUACUUCACAUCCCGCCCUCGGCACGGCUAGCAGCCCCCUUGCCACCGGCGUCCGGCAAUGUGGCCCACCGACCGGGCGUAGCAGCUGCGCGUGCGCGGAACCGGGGGGCCAUGAGCGAAGCCGGCGGCUGCCGGGGCUGUGGGUCCCCGGUCCCCCAGCGAACGCCAUGGAGCCUGGUGGCGGCGACGACCGCGCUCUGCCUGGUGUCGGCCACGUCCGUGUGGACGGCGGGGGCCGAGCCCAUGAGUAGGGAGGAGAAACAGAAGCUUGGGAAUCAAGUACUGGAAAUGUUUGAUCAUGCUUAUGGUAACUAUAUGGUAAGUAGAAAGCUUAUCCUUCCAUACCAUUUAUGUGAGCUGGUAUUAUCUGAGGGUCUUCUGGGUGGACACUCCCUGGCAAUCAUGCUGAAAGAAAAAGGUGAAUACAUGCAGUGGUACAGUGAUGAACUUCUUCAAAUGGCAAAGCAAUUAGGUUACAAACUUUUACCAGCUUUCAACACUACCAGUGGGCUUCCUUACCCAAGAAUUAAUUUAAAGUUUGGCAUCAGAAAACCGGAAGCUCGGACAGGAACUGAGACAGAUACCUGUACAGCUUGUGCAGGUACCUUGAUCCUUGAGUUUGCAGCUUUAAGUCGAUUCACAGGAGCAACAAUAUUUGAGGAAUAUGCAAGAAAAGCUCUUGAUUUUCUCUGGGAAAAAAGACAACGAAGUAGUAAUUUAGUGGGCGUGACUAUAAAUAUUCAUACUGGAGAUUGGGUACGAAAAGAUAGUGGAGUUGGAGCAGGGAUUGAUUCAUAUUAUGAGUAUCUGUUGAAAGCCUAUGUCUUGCUUGGAGAUGACAGUUUUCUGGAAAGAUUUAAUACGCACUACGAUGCCAUAAUGAGGUACAUUAGCCAGCCACCUCUUCUCCUUGAUGUGCAUAUCCACAAACCAAUGCUGAAUGCUCGGACUUGGAUGGAUGCUUUGCUUGCCUUUUUUCCAGGUUUACAGGUAUCAAGAACUCUAGCUACAGGAGAUCCUUACUACCUUGAAGUAGGGAAAACACUUAUUGAAAAUUUAAAUAAAUAUGCUAGAGUGCCUUGCGGAUUUGCUGCCAUGAAGGAUGUUCGUACUGGAAGUCAUGAGGACAGAAUGGAUUCUUUCUUCUUGGCUGAAAUGUUUAAGUAUCUUUACCUAUUAUUUGCUGAUAAAGAAGACAUUAUUUUUGACAUAGAAGAUUACAUCUUUACAACAGAAGCUCAUCUGUUACCUCUUUGGCUCUCUACUACAAAUCAAAACAUCUCUAAGAAGAAUACAGUUUCCCGGGGAGACUUAGGGUCAGAUGGCCAUCCUUUGUCUAAUCAGUUAUUACUAAGAGAUGACAAUGAGGGGAGCAGCAGUGAUACUGCCCCUCUGUUCCAGAUGGCAGGUGAUGGGAAGGAAACAGAUGACAUCAAGAUCCCCAUGCUGUUCUUAUUCAGCAAAGAAGGAAGCAUCAUACUGGAUGCCAUCCGGGAAUAUGAGGAAGUAGAAGUGCUCCUUUCUGAUAAAGCAAAAGAUCGAGAUUCAGAAAUGGAAAAUGAAGACCAACCAUCCCCUGAAAAUGAUUCUCAGAAUCAGAGUGCUGAACAGAUGACAUCAAGUUCUCAUGAGGUUGAUUUGGCUGAUCAAGAGUCUUCUGAGGAAAGUUCUCUAAACUCUCACCCAGAAUCAUUAUCUCCAGCAGAUACAGACAAUGCUGCAAGCCCUUCCCCUUCUGAACAGACUUCUAAUCCCACAGAAAACCCUGAGACUACAAGUCUUGAUGGUGAAUGUACAGAUUUAGGUAACCAACUUCAAGAACAAUCAGACACUGAGGAAGAAGAUUCCAGUCCUAACGUUAGCUGGGGUAAAAAGGGCCAGCCUAUAGACUCCAUAUUAGCAGACUGGAAUGAAGAUAUAGAAGCUUUUGAAAUGAUGGAGAAGGAUGAGCUGUGACCCACUAAAGAAUCUGGUGGUAGGUAUUCAAAAAGAAAAGGUAAACUGUGGUUAAUAGACACCCUAAUACUAAGCAGGCUCUCUAAUGGGAGGCUUUAAGUAUGGUGAUGAACAACCACGUUCUGACUGGUGUAGUUAGUUAUUGUAGGAAUCUGGAACAUGCUAUGUUAAAAUUGACCUUGUUUAAAACUGUCCCAUCAAAAAUGGAAAUUCCCAAUUCCCCCCUCAAACGACAGCAGUCCAUCACCCCGCAACACCUCAGGCCAGGGAAAGAUUCCUGGGCAUUCUUGGGAACCAGAUUUCUGCGUUCUUUGGAUAGACAAAAAACAAAUUCAGUUAAUAGUGGAGUGGGAAAUAGGAGUUUGGAUAACUUUCUAAUUAAAGGAAGUUCAGCUGUCUUGGUUUCGGGGUUAGAGGCCCUUUUGGGAAGACACAUGUGAGUAUUGUGGCAUUCCGCUUAUGCUGCCUUCACAGAAACACUCUAAGUGGCCUAAGUGGUGAAGCAAAUACAUUCACGGUGAAAACAGGCUUUGCACAUCACUUGCACUUGUUUCAUUUUGUGACAAAUGAUCAAGACAACUUGAUUUGUUUUUCCUUCUUAACAAUGUCCUUUUCAUGUAAACCAAAGGUGAAGCCAGUGUACUUUCUCAGUGAGUUCUGUGCAUAAAGACUAAUCAGUGGGACCAGGUAAAAAGGUCAUAUAAUAUAUGGUGGAAAUUGGUUACUUAAUACUUUUGAAAAAUGGAGCAAUGGAGAAACUAUAAUGUUGCAAUAUGAACUUCCCAUUGGGCCUUCCAUAGGGAAAGCUAUGACUACUCUGAAAUGGAACUUAGCAUUAUAUCCCUGUAGGGUAGAUUAUAAAUCUUUUCCAGUUCAUUUCACUUAGAGGUGGUCACCUCUAGCCAUCAGCCUUACUCCAUCCCAUGUCUGGUAUGCAAUUUGAGCCACAAGGCCCGUAUCGCCAACAGCUGAAUACGUUUUUCUUCCAUUUUUCUAUCUUACAGAGCCAUGAUAUAACUGUGGUAGUGGUCUAAAAUUCCUGGGGUAACUACUGUUUUUUUCCUUUGAAACUUUGCUUUCUAAAGUUGUAUCUAAGGAGUCUGUCACAUUUUCCGUUGAAUCAUGGUUUUUAGGUUAUUUUUAAAAAACAAAUAUUCCUUCUGAUAUGGACUUGAAAAUUAGUCUAUGGUGACCUGUGU